CUUCGCGCGGAAGCAUUCGGAGGAUUGAGUUCGGCUUCGGAGCUUGACGAUUGAGGAUGAUGGCGGCGACCACCGUGGCUUCUUCUUCUUCUUCUUCCUUCCACUGCAAUCGCAUCGUCUACCCGUCGCCCAAUUUCUCGCGGAGCAGCUGGGUCCGACCUUCCGUGCGACAUGGUUCGUCUUCCUCUUGUCUGCGACGGAAUGCGUCCGUCAGAGCCAUGGUGUCCGAGCCGAAAACGGGGAAACAACAGCUCGAGAUAGUGUAUGAUCCUGAUGAGAGGAUAAACCAGUUGGCUGAUGAAGUGGACAGGGAAGCUCCUCUUUCUAGGCUCACUUUGUUCUCACCUUGCAAGGUUAAUGUCUUUUUGAGAAUCACUAGGAAGAGAGAUGAUGGGUACCAUGAUCUGGCCUCUCUGUUUCAUGUAAUUAGUUUGGGGGACAUAAUCAAGUUCUCUUUGUCACCUUCCCAAACAAAGGAUGGACUUUCAACGAAUGUGUCUGGCGUACCUCUUGAUGACAAGAAUUUGAUUAUCAAAGCACUGAAUCUCUACAGGAAAAAGACUGGCAGCAACAAAUUCUUUUGGGUCCAUCUUGACAAAAAAGUACCAACUGGAGCAGGACUUGGUGGUGGAAGUAGUAAUGCGGCAACUGCACUUUGGGCUGCAAACCAAUUCAAUAGUUGUAUUGCAACUGAGAAGGAACUUCAAGAAUGGUCUGGUGAAAUUGGUUCAGAUAUUCCCUUUUUCUUCUCCCAUGGUGCAGCAUAUUGUACUGGUCGAGGUGAGGUGGUUCAAGAUAUCCCUCCACCUAUAUCCUUGGACAUUCCGAUGGUUCUAAUAAAACCUCCACAGGCAUGUUCCACUGCUGAAGUUUACAAGCGUCUACAGUUGGACAAGACUAGUAAUGUUGAUCCUUUAGCCUUGCUGGAAAAGCUGUCAAAGGAUGGAAUAUCUCAAGAUGUAUGCAUCAACGAUUUGGAAGCUCCAGCGUUUGAGGUACUACCAUCCCUUAAACGGUUAAAGCAGCGAAUAAUGGCUGCUGGCCGCGGACAGUAUGAUGCUGUUUUCAUGUCUGGAAGUGGGAGCACAAUCGUCGGAGUUGGUUCACCAGACCCUCCACUGUUUGUCUACAAUGAAGAAGAAUACAAGGAUGUAUUCUUAUCAGAGGCUAACUUCAUCACACGGGAGUCCAAUGAAUGGUACAGAGAACCUGCUUCAACAGCAACCGGUGCUUGUGGUUCAGGCCCUGGUUUUUCCUCGCUGCCAUGAUAAAACCCCAGCAAGUCCCUCUAUGUUGCUUUUCCAUGUUCUAUAUGAACUUCCAGGAUAUUAUAUUUGUAAGUCCUAAUCGAUGAAAAGGAAGUUCUUUCUUCAAGAAAUCAAUAGGGAUUGG
Molecule: messenger RNA, 1392 nt
Organism: Rhodamnia argentea
Lineage: Eukaryota; Viridiplantae; Streptophyta; Magnoliopsida; Myrtales; Myrtaceae
Product: 4-diphosphocytidyl-2-C-methyl-D-erythritol kinase, chloroplastic
Exons: 11
Coding region: 57-1268 (403 amino acids)
Biological process (GO): terpenoid biosynthetic process
Cellular component (GO): chloroplast
Molecular function (GO): ATP binding; 4-(cytidine 5'-diphospho)-2-C-methyl-D-erythritol kinase activity
Source: RefSeq, a predicted model, not a curated record